Molecule: messenger RNA, 534 nt
Organism: Talaromyces rugulosus
Lineage: Eukaryota; Fungi; Ascomycota; Eurotiomycetes; Eurotiales; Trichocomaceae
Exons: 4
Coding region: 1-534 (177 amino acids)
Biological process (GO): pyruvate import into mitochondria
Cellular component (GO): mitochondrial inner membrane
Molecular function (GO): pyruvate transmembrane transporter activity
Source: RefSeq, a predicted model, not a curated record
AUGUCUUCGUCUCGUGUCGGAUUCCGUUUCCUGAACAACUCGCGCGCUGCGUUCCGCAACUUUCGCCAAAAUGGUGCCAAGGGAUUCCGGUUCUCGAGCAGCGAGGCCAGUGCAGCUGGUGUCGAGCAGACAACUUUCCAGAAGAUGUGGAACAGCCCUGUUGGCGUAAAGACGGUUCACUUCUGGGCCCCCGUUAUGAAGUGGAGUCUCGUCAUUGCCGGAAUUUCCGACCUGUCUCGUCCAGCUGAGAAGCUCUCGCUCACUCAAAACCUGGCCCUGACAGCCACUGGCGCAAUCUGGACACGGUGGUGCAUGAUCAUCAAGCCUCGCAACAUCCUCCUGGCUACCGUCAACUUCUUCCUCGGAUGCACCGGUCUCGUCCAGGUGACGAGAAUAUUAAUGUGGCGCCGCAGCCAGGAAGGAUCGACCACUGAAGCCGCAAAGCAUCUGGCCGAGGAGACGGCGGGUAGUGCCAAGGGUGUUGUUGAGUCGGUCGAGAGCAAGAUCGAGAGCAAGGUCAAGCCUUCGCAGUAG